This is a messenger RNA of Xenopus laevis (African clawed frog), 1868 nucleotides long. It is a transcript of the gene serhl.S, whose product is annotated as serine hydrolase like 2 S homeolog. The record is from RefSeq and is marked validated. NCBI's taxonomy places the organism in Eukaryota, Metazoa, Chordata, Amphibia, Anura, Pipidae.
CUCAGUGUAAAGUCUGUACGUCGCUUCGGUGCGGAUUCCCUGGCUGUGUAGUUCAAGUUCCCUUCCAUAGAGGUUGUAGGAGACCGUGCAAGGGCGGAAAUUGUUGGUAAAGGAAACACUGCUGUAACUGUGCGCCUCAGCUUGUGUUGUCAUUGGUGUCCGAGCCUUGAGACCCGGCGCUCAGUUUGGCUAAUUAUUAUAGGACUGAGGAGCUGCUUUCCAAGUUGGCACAGGAAUGUCUGCACUUCUGAAAGAAUUGAGGUUUUCUGUCCCCUGGGGACAAUUAGCAGCUAAAGCCUGGGGUCCUAGUGAAGGCCGUCCUGUGCUUUGCCUGCAUGGCUGGUUGGAUAAUGCGAACACAUUUGACAGACUGAUUCCAUUACUUCCAAAUGAUCAUCAUUUUGUGGCUUUAGAUUUCUCGGGACAUGGGCUGUCAUCCCAUUUGCCUGAAGGAGUGAGAUACCAACACAUUGACUAUGUGACGGACAUACACAGAGUGGUAACACAAUUGGGUUGGCGACAAUUCUCAAUAAUGGGACACAGUAUGGGCGGAGUUGUCGGUGGAUUAUUUGCUUCUGUUUUUCCUGAGUUGGUCAAGAAACUCAUAUUGCUGGAUUCUUAUGGAUUCUUUCCAGUUAAUGCGGACAUGAUCCAGACUCACCUGAAAAAGACAAUAAACUAUUAUUCUCGUUUGGAGGGUGUGAGUGCUGGAAAAAUAUACUCGCCACAAGGUGCUCUGCAGAGGCUGUUGGAAGCAAAUGCCAGUCUAACAUUGGAAUCUGGAAAGUUGCUGCUGCAGCGUGGUACUAAGCCUGUGGAAGGGGGUGUAGUCUUCAGCCGCGACAUCAGGGUAACUGUGAACAAUUCAUUACCUCUCUCCACAGAGCAGUGCCUUUUGAUGCUGUGCAAAAUUCAGGCGGAAGUAAACAUUAUCAUGGCUAACGAGGGGCUCACAGCUGACAUGAUGCGAGGGGUUUAUACGGAUGUGGGACAAGCCUUAUUGAAAGGAUUCAAAGAAAGUCUAAAGGAGCGUUGCCAGGUUACAGUUGUGGAUGGGAACCACUUUGUUCAUCUGAAUGAGCCAGAAAAGGUGGCUAAUAUCAUCUUUGAUUUUCUACACGCAAGGUCAUAUCUCCAAUGCAAUCUCUAAAGUCGCAGAGAUGCCUCCGCCCCUCAUUCAUCUGCAAAUCCAAAAUAGCACCUACCUGUACUAAUCUGGAGAGCCAUAAACAUGCUGUGCCACAUGGAGCUAGAAAAAUCACAAUAUGAAGGACAAGUAGAAAAUAUACUGGAUAAUAGUAAUUAUAUCUGAACACAUUUUUCAUCAGGGAACUGUGGCAUAUUAGGAAGUCAUCUGCAGGACCUUUGAGGUUCAACAACAUGCAACAUAAAAACUCUUUAUGCAAUUCCAACAUAGAUGCGAAUCAGGAUUUGGUCUAAUCCAAAAAAGGCAAAUGGACUGCACUUGUGCCAGCACAGCAAGACAAUUUAACACUGAAUAUUUGUUGUUGGACUUUUUUAAAUAUACUCCUGAUCUGCCAGACUUUGUGUUGGAUUCAUUCUAAUGGAAAUGGUUUUGCACAGUUAUGGAAUAAGACUAAACAAAAAAAAGUCACUUUGCCUUAGCUGUAGCAUGGAAACAUGCUUUAAACAAAUAAUGUGACAAUAUUUACCUUUCAGAAGGUUUCUGCAACUCAUGGCACAAGUCGUAUAUUGGCAGAGAAGCCCCCAAAUGUAUCUGAUUUCAAUAAAAGCAAUAGCCAGCUUGACAGGGUUUGGAUAUUUGAGCCACGUGCACCAUGUACCUACUGUUUAUUUAUUUAUAAAUAUUCGUGAAGCUUUAUAUGAGUCUAAACAUAUGGACCAGG